CAUUUAUUAGUCCAAGCUACAAAUCCCUUUCCCCACCUAAAUUCCUUGUUCCUUCUCUCUCUCUCUAUCUAUAUAUUGUUAUUGUUCCUUCUUCCCUAUGCAAAAGUAGAAAAAGAGAUCAUGGAACUUGGUUUAACCUUAGGAGAUUCUUCAAAGCCUCUAAUUGGCUUAAUGGAAAAACAUCCUCAUCAAGGUUCUAAAGAACUUGGCCUAGGCUUCAACACCACUUUAUCUAUUGGUCCAAACAUCACUUCUCAAAUAGAUCAACUUCAACAAGAAGAACAAAACACUAGAAGUGAAAAUUUGCAUCAACUUGAUCUUCUUCCUCAACUCUCCUUCCCAUGGAAUCCUCCUUCUCAAAACGAGUUUGGAGUCUCACCAAGGGGCUUGGAAGUGAACGUGGUUCCACCGGUAACCGCCGUGGCUAUGGCGGAAGAUGAAGCUGUUCUUUCAUCGUCACCUAACAGUGCAGCAUCUUCUUUUCAGAUGGAUCUCUGUAUAUACAGCCGUGGUGGAAGUGGUUGUGGUGGCGGCGGCGGUGGGAGUUUGAGUGGCUCAGGCGAUGGUGAAGGUUAUGAUCAAAGAAAUUCUUCAAGAGUUAGCGAUGAAGACGAUAACAGUGGCCUUGGAAACACAAGGAAGAAACUUAGACUCUCAAAAGAUCAAUCUGCUUUUCUUGAAGAAAGCUUCAAAGAACACCACACUCUAAAUCCAAAACAAAAACUGGCACUUGCAAAACAACUCAACCUCCGACCUCGUCAAGUAGAAGUCUGGUUCCAAAACAGAAGAGCAAGGACAAAGUUGAAGCAAACAGAAGUGGAUUGUGAAUAUCUAAAGAGAUGCUGUGAGACACUAACGGAAGAGAAUAGAAGACUACACAAGGAGCUUCAAGAAUUAAGAGCUUUAAAAACUUCAAAUCCAUUCAACAUGCAGUUACCAGCAACUACUUUAACUAUGUGUCCUUCUUGUGAACGUGUUGCGACGAAUUCUACAGCAACUUCUUCUGUCACUAAUACAAGUGCUACUAUACAUGCUAAUGAUGAUUCAACUUCAAAGGUUAAUAUUGGAUUUCCUUUUGGAAAGUCAAAGUUUCAGCCACAACAACAUCUUGAGUUGAAUUGAUUAUAUUAAUUGAAAAUAUUGGAAAUUGAUUUGGUUUUGUAUAUAGGGAAUUUUGUGAGAGGAUGAUAGUGUUUUUUUUUUUUGUUUUUGCUCCCUUUGUUUGUUUGGGAGUUGAUAUAGAUUUUCUGAUAAUUGGAUUUUGUUUUUUCUAGUUGUUUUGGAUUUAUGGUGAAAUUAGAAUGAAGGGAGAAGAAAAUUUCAGACAUGUGAAGUUAGAUAUUGAAAAAGACAAAGGAAAUUAAUGAUAUACUGAAUUUUGUGAUAGAAAAUAAAUCUUUUUACCCAUAGUAUA
Vicia villosa (hairy vetch) is the source of this 1414-nucleotide messenger RNA. RefSeq names its product homeobox-leucine zipper protein HOX11-like. Bases 121 to 1122 code for a protein of 333 amino acids. Gene Ontology annotation, biological process: regulation of DNA-templated transcription. The record is from RefSeq and is a predicted model, not a curated record. Lineage: Eukaryota; Viridiplantae; Streptophyta; Magnoliopsida; Fabales; Fabaceae. The transcript is spliced from 3 exons. Gene Ontology annotation, cellular component: nucleus. Gene Ontology annotation, molecular function: DNA-binding transcription factor activity, RNA polymerase II-specific; sequence-specific DNA binding.